Messenger RNA from Mus pahari (shrew mouse), 5868 nucleotides. It is a transcript of the gene Enah, whose product is annotated as ENAH actin regulator. The transcript is spliced from 17 exons. The coding region runs from base 324 to 2804 and encodes 826 amino acids. Gene Ontology annotation, biological process: axon guidance; actin polymerization or depolymerization; actin polymerization-dependent cell motility. Gene Ontology annotation, molecular function: profilin binding; SH3 domain binding. Lineage: Eukaryota; Metazoa; Chordata; Mammalia; Rodentia; Muridae. The record is from RefSeq and is a predicted model, not a curated record.
GACGGACGGGCGCGCGGCCCCGGCGGCUCCCGUCUGAGGCGGCGGACGAGGCUCGGCGGGGAGGAGGCGGCGACGCAGGCGGAGGAGGCGGCGGCCGCCGGGGACCCGCUCGGCGCCUCGGCCCCGUGCCCCGUCCCCAGCCCGUGGUCGCUCGCGCUCGGCGGGCCGGCGCCUCGCCUCUGCGCGCGGAGAUGGUGUAGCCCGGCCGCCCGAGCAGGAGCCGCCUCUGCUCGCGCGUCCCCGCGGCGUCCGCCUCCCCGCCUGAGAAGAGACCCUCCGCUCGGCGUCUCCCGCGCCGGAGAAGCCUCGGCGCCGCCGGCACCAUGAGUGAACAGAGUAUCUGUCAGGCAAGAGCUGCUGUGAUGGUUUAUGAUGAUGCCAAUAAGAAGUGGGUGCCAGCUGGUGGCUCAACUGGGUUCAGCAGAGUACACAUAUAUCACCAUACAGGCAACAACACAUUCAGAGUUGUGGGCAGAAAGAUUCAAGACCAUCAGGUUGUGAUAAACUGUGCCAUUCCUAAAGGGCUGAAGUACAAUCAAGCUACACAGACUUUCCACCAAUGGAGGGACGCUAGACAGGUGUAUGGGCUCAACUUUGGCAGCAAAGAGGAUGCCAAUGUCUUCGCAAGUGCCAUGAUGCAUGCCUUAGAAGUGUUAAAUUCACAGGAAGCAGCCCAGAGCAAGGUUGCUGCUACCCAGGACAGCACUAACUUGCGAUGUAUUUUCUGUGUGUUCUAUUUAGGGCCAACAUUGCCUAGACAAAAUUCACAGCUACCUGCUCAAGUUCAAAAUGGCCCAUCCCAGGAAGAGUUGGAAAUCCAGAGAAGGCAACUGCAAGAACAACAGCGACAGAAGGAGAUGGAGAGGGAAAGAAUGGAGAGGGAAAGGUUGGAGAGAGAACGACUAGAAAGAGAGAGGCUAGAGAGGGAGCGCCUGGAACAGGAGCAGCUGGAGCGGCAGCGGCAGGAAAGGGAGCACGUGGAGCGACUGGAGAGGGAGAGGUUGGAGCGCCUGGAGAGAGAGAGGCAAGAGCGGGAGCGAGAGCGCCUGGAGCAGCUGGAGCGGGAGCAAGUGGAGUGGGAGCGAGAGCGCAGAAUGUCCAAUGCUGCUCCAUCUUCAGACAGCUCCCUGUAUAGUGCUCCACUUCCUGAGUAUUCCAGUUGCCAGCCUCCUUCAGCACCUCCUCCAUCAUAUGCUAAAGUCAUCUCAGCUCCGGUGUCAGACGCCACUCCUGAUUAUGCUGUAGUGACUGCUUUGCCACCUACUUCCACACCCCCUACACCACCACUGCGACACGCAGCGACACGUUUUGCAACAUCUCUAGGUUCAGCCUUCCACCCCGUUCUUCCCCAUUACGCUACAGUUCCUCGUCCUCUCAACAAAAACUCUCGACCUUCUUCUCCUGUGAACACACCCUCUUCUCAGCCUCCAGCUGCGAAGUCCUGUGCCUGGCCUACUUCCAAUUUCUCGCCCCUCCCUCCAUCUCCUCCAAUAAUGAUUAGCAGCCCCCCUGGCAAAGCUACCGGCCCACGGCCUGUCCUUCCCGUUUGUGUCUCCUCUCCUGUGCCCCAAAUGCCUCCGUCACCAACAGCACCCAAUGGGUCUCUAGACUCUGUAACAUACCCAGUGUCUCCACCGCCUACCUCAGGGCCAGCAGCGCCACCUCCGCCGCCACCGCCGCCGCCACCGCCACCACCACCACCGCCACCGCCGCCGCUGCCUCCCCUCGCCUCACUCUCACACUGUGGAUCACAGGCUUCUCCUCCUCCAGGCACCCCUCUUGCCUCAACUCCCUCAUCCAAGCCCAGUGUUCUCCCUUCUCCCUCUGCAGCUGCCCCUGCCUCUGCGGAGACCCCUCUAAAUCCUGAGCUGGGAGACUCCUCUGCUUCCGAGCCAGGCUUGCAGGCAGCCUCUCAGCCGGCUGAGUCGCCAACCCCACAGGGCCUUGUCUUGGGACCACCUGCACCUCCACCACCACCUCCUCUCCCAUCAGGCCCUGCCUAUGCCUCAGCACUUCCUCCUCCCCCAGGACCUCCUCCACCACCUCCACUGCCAUCUGCUGGGCCUCCUCCACCACCCCCUCCACCACCCCCUCUUCCUAAUCAAGCUCCUCCACCUCCUCCUCCACCUCCUGCCCCUCCCCUCCCUGCAUCUGGAAUUUUCUCUGGAUCCACGUCAGAAGACAAUCGCCCUUUAACUGGACUUGCAGCUGCAAUUGCGGGAGCAAAACUUAGGAAAGUGUCCCGGGUGGAGGAUGGCUCUUUCCCAGGUGGAGGGAAUACUGUGAGUGUGAGCUUGGCCUCAUCCAAAGCAGAUGCUGGUCGUGGGAAUGGACCUCUUCCUCUAGGGGGUAGUGGCUUAAUGGAAGAAAUGAGUGCCCUGCUGGCCAGGAGGAGAAGAAUUGCUGAGAAGGGAUCAACAAUAGAAACAGAACAAAAGGAAGACAGAAGUGAAGAUGCAGAGCCUAUAACUUCUAAGGCCCCAUCAACAAGUACACCUGAACCAACCAGAAAACCUUGGGAAAGAACAAACACAAUGAACGGCAGUAAGUCACCUGUCAUCUCCAGACGGGAUUCUCCAAGGAGAAAUCAGAUUGUUUUUGACAACAGGGCCUAUGAUUCAUUACACAGACCCAAAUCCACACCUUCAUCACAGCCGAGUGCCAAUGGAGUCCAGACAGAAGGGCUUGACUAUGACAGGCUGAAGCAGGACAUUUUAGAUGAAAUGAGAAAAGAGCUAGCAAAGCUGAAGGAGGAGCUUAUUGAUGCAAUCAGGCAGGAGCUGAGCAAGUCGAACACUGCAUAAAGAAGCAAGCUAAGGAGGGGCAGGACUUGAAUCUGGAGAAAACAAAAAUUCCUACAAACAACUCUUAACCCCCCAAACUUUUAAGCUGUAAGAAGAAAAUGGAUACACAGGAGGGAAAGCGUCAACCUCUGAAAGCUUCAGACAGUGACUCUGGCAAUCAGCUGUCCCCUCCAGUGUGCUGCUUUAUUCUGACCUUUACCACAGGAUGGAGAAUUAUAUUGGAGUUCCCUUAGCAGUACUAAACCUGUCAGGCAAGAUCACCGUGCAUUGAAAUAUUUUCAUGUCUAGAUGAGUCUGCACGUUUUCCAUAAUCCAUUGCUAAAAUAAAGACGAGAAAGGCUUAAGAGAUUUUUUUUUUUCCAGAGGGCGCUGAUGAAGAAUUUGACUUAGUAAGUUCUGCUGUUGCAUUGUAAAUGUUUCUCUCAGGUUUGUCUUCCUAUCAUAUUUGAUAUUCCGUGAACAGUUAAGAUCAUAAAGUAUGGAACAAACGGAAUUGUAUGUGCUUUCAAAGGGUGGUAUUUAUAAGAAAGGUCUGAAAAUGUUUAGUCCCACUUGAGGAAUUUUAGAAUGAUAGGAAGUCUCUCGGGUUAGCCUUCAUGCAAUUUUGUAGUUUAAAACAUAAAGUCCGUCCAGAAAUUAAAGAUUUAGAUGCCUUCCUAAAUUGUUACAAUGCUUUACCAAAUCUAUGACUUCUACAUAACCAACAGUGGUCAAAUGGAAAACAUUCUAUUAUAGAUUUACUGUAGGUUUUCAACCUUUUUUAGACAUAUGCAUGUGGACAUUUUUAUAAUGUAAUUACAAUCACCACAAAGUUAGCUUUUUUAAUUACAGACAAUAAUGCAUGUCACACUAAUAUGUAGUGGCCUUUUCAGGGCCUAGUCCCAGGGAAAAUAUUUUGUAGAAUAUAGGGAAGUGGGAGGAAGGGAAGGAAUAAUUUUUUAUUUAAAGUUAAUUUCUGCACUAUCUUUUUUCUCAGUUAUCUGCAUGGAAUUAUAAUGAAAAAUAUUUUGUGACUUUAAUCAGUAAACAUGUUAACAAAACCAAGUACUUAAUCUUUUACAUCAUGUCUUCAGCUAUUUGUAUUUUAACCAGCAAUUUCAGCAGUCUGAAACAUGAUUCACAUGAGUACAUCUCACUGUGGAACUCAGAAGUUUGAUCACUGAGUUUGGCAGUUAUUUUCACUAGACGUUUGGGUACAUGCUCCUGACUCUGAAGCCGCUCCUUGACCUUUGUCGUGCUAAAAUACAAGAAAUAUCAAUAAUGGCAGCAACCAGGGUCACAGAAGUCACUAGGUAAGGGAGACCAAUGAGGAGUUCUGCAGCUUUCUUUUAAUAGAAAUAAAGUGAGGCUUAAGUGGUAGGGAGUGUCUACUGUUACACCCUGAGUGUGUGUGUCUGUCUGUGUGUGCGCGCGUGCACAUGCACGCGCACACACAGUGAGAGAGAGAGCGAGCGUGAGAGGGUGUGAUAGAUAGGUUCCACCUUUUAUGGAAAUUUAUAAUUGGCAAGAUUAAAAUAAGGGAGAAAAUUCUAUAUGUUGUAAUGUUAGCUUUUUGGAAAGUCUAGGAAAUCAAAAAUUCUCCAGGCUGUCCAUCAUGAUUUAUGCUUGAGUUAUUAAUGUGCCAUAUUUGCUUUGGAAUCUUUGGCUAUCAAAACUUUUACUAAAAAAUAGUAGAUACAAUCCACUUUCAUUUGCUUUCUAGAUUUCCUAUGUCUCAGCUGUAAAGCAAAGCUUGAUGAGAGUAGUUUUCUAAAUACUGCAUUUUGCAGCUAACCCCUACUGCAGAGCUGUUUGAAUGAGGGGGUUUUGUUAAGACUGUCUUGUUUCUGUAGAAACUUCAUCUUUAGAUUAAAGUGUGAGGGAUGAGCGAUCAUAAGUCAACUCCGUGGCUUUCUCUACCCAUCAGUCGUUGUCUCGCAGGAAUAGUAAAGGCAUUAAAGAUGCGGCAAGUGUGUACACUGUGCUAAAAGAAGUAUGCAUCUUGUUUACUAUUGAACGUUUGAUUAUGUCACUACUUUGAUUGUGUACAUGUACAUCCCUUACAGAUCUGAUCAAAAAUGGCUUUUCAUUUUGUUGCUAAAGUUAAAUAGUCUGUAGUACGUAGAGUACUGGGUCUAGAUGGUCCAAAGUGAGACAGAAAUGCUGAAGUCAAAUGCUAAGUCCUAAACAAAGCUGGUUUAUGCACUAAACGUUUUGUGCCUUGGUCUAAUAUUUAACACAAUGUCUGUAAAAUGACAAAAAAGAAAAAAAAAAGAAAAAAGAACUGACAUUGGCUCAUGCUGUAUCUGUAUCCUCCAUGAUAGUGUGUUAUCCCACAUGACUAAAUGUGCUCCUCCCUGGAAGCUUCAGUGGACUCUAUACAUUCACUGUCAUCCAGGACAGUCGUGUCAUCGCUAGAGAUUUCAGUGACUACAAUCAGAAGCUAAAGCUUGAGUUGUUUUCCCAAAACUGUCCCUUGGAACCAUAUUGUGACGAUGGGGUCUUGCUUCUGUGUUGACCGUCUUCAGCUGAGUCAGUUUAGGGAUCGUCUGUGAUAACAGGAAGGCUCUGCUCUCCUCAACACUGUGAUCUGACCUGCGACAACUCUACAAUACACUCUGAAUGGCUAGCACGUCCAUAGCAAACAAACUGAAUGUACAAACCUUAGCGUGGUGCUGAAAUCUCUUCAGAGUAGUAACCAUGAUCUCAAAGUCUGUUCAAAAUGUGUCAAUCAGAACUGAAGAUGAACCACUGAUGAAUGUUCGGUCCUCAUGCCGUAGGCGUGUUUCCUGUUUAAGUUUUCAGUUCUCUGCUGUUACCACCAUAACUGUUCCAGUUAACUCUCCUACACACUAACUUCAUUUGUGCGAUUGAAAUAAAAUUGCAGUAUGUACAUGUUUCUUGUUGUGACACUUAGAUGAUCUUCUGAAAUGAUGUGUUAAUUCUAAACCAAGUGAUACUGGGUGUGAAAUCAGCACCUUAGAAAGCCCAGGGCUUCACUGUUUACAGUUUAAACAUCAUGUCACUGUUCUUUAACGAUUUCAUCCAAGUCUGGCGUAGUAAAUAACAUGAAGGGAAUGUGUAA